AUGGCCCAGUCGACUUCAUCGACGCAACUGGAACUGACACACUUGGAGGACCUCAAGCCGAAAUAUGUUCUUGGACGUGUAAGGCCCAUAGACUUGCAUAUCGCCUCAAUGAAGAAAAACCUGGAAUUCCACAAUCAAGUGGAGAUUUACGACGCGUAUCCUCCCGGUAUCUUGGAUGGCUGGAACGAAAUGUCCAGAGACGAGUUCUUCAGAUACUUCAGUCGGAAAAAGAGCGGUGGAAGCGACAUGACAGACACAGAACAUUGGAUCGCUGUCUACAUCGGGCACGGCCGCCCACCAUCACAAGACUUUGUGCUUCUGCGCAGUCUCCAGGCCGAACAUCUGACUCCUCUCCUUCGUCUAUUGUCGCGGCUGUACGACAUCCAGGACCGAUUCAUCAAGCAUCGCGACCCAACGUCUUGCCACCGAGAUCUAUGUUGGCUGUAUGGCGAGAUGCAGAAAGAGUACAGCACAGCCCUGCCAACUAUCGCUUCCAACUUGUCCGACCUGUCAAACGGGCUUGAAUGUCUGACCAUGGUGAGUGGCUUCUAUGUUCAUGUGAUGAACAUGGUAGCGCUGUCCAAUACAUGGUCACCAAUGCUCCAAGACAUGAUAUUUGGACCCCAGAAGGCUCUGAUCGACGCAGAGAAGACGCUCCUCAAGCUCCUUAAGCGACAUGUGCGCCUCAAAGUUCCUCAACCGGUCAACUAUCCGCAAAGAAAGUAA
This is a messenger RNA of Fonsecaea monophora, 726 nucleotides long. RefSeq lists its product as hypothetical. Lineage: Eukaryota; Fungi; Ascomycota; Eurotiomycetes; Chaetothyriales; Herpotrichiellaceae. Bases 1 to 726 code for a protein of 241 amino acids. The transcript is spliced from 3 exons. The record is from RefSeq and is a predicted model, not a curated record.